AUGUCCAACAACACUACGCCGCUGGACCCCGGCGCGGGCCCGUACCUACUGCAGAACGCGCGCAGCGGCACGAUGCUCGACAUGUCGUUGAUCAACCCUGGGACCAUCCACGGGUGGGACAGACACGGACGGGCGAACCAGCAGUGGGAUUUCAUCGCCAACGGCGGGCAGGGAUAUGCGAUUCGCUGCGUCUACCGCUCGCAGCCCGACGGGCUGCCGAUGUUCCUCACCGUCGCAGAAGGUGUGCUCAGUGGCACCGACAUCAUCGCCAGCCCGUACCCGGUCAACUGGAACGUGGAGCAAACGGCAGACAACUCUCUGAGGAUCUCGUGGCCGAACUCGCAGCUCGUCAUCACUCUCGGGAAUGGGGGAAGCGCUGCGAACGGCACAAAGAUCCAGCUCGCGCCCCUCGAGGCUGAUGAUCCCGCCCAGCUGUGGAACUACUCGGCCGUGCAGCCUGCGCAGAAGUAG
Messenger RNA from Trametes versicolor FP-101664 SS1, 471 nucleotides. RefSeq lists its product as uncharacterized. The transcript is spliced from 4 exons. The coding region runs from base 1 to 471 and encodes 156 amino acids. Lineage: Eukaryota; Fungi; Basidiomycota; Agaricomycetes; Polyporales; Polyporaceae. The record is from RefSeq and is a predicted model, not a curated record.